AUGGAGCCCGCAGGCCCGGCGGGGGCCGGCUACAACGAGGCGCUGCUGCACAAGACCAUCCUGGUUGGAGACAGCGGCGUGGGGAAGACGUCUCUGCUGGUCCAGUUUGACCAGGGCAAGUUCAUCCCAGGCUCCUUCUCCGCCACUGUGGGCAUUGGGUUUACGAACAAGGUGGUGGCCGUGGAUGGCGUGAAGGUGAAGCUGCAGAUUUGGGACACUGCAGGGCAGGAGCGUUUCCGCAGCGUGACCCACGCCUACUACAGGGAUGCCCAAGCCUUGCUCCUGCUCUACGACAUCACCAGCAAGAUGUCCUUCGACAACAUCCGCGCCUGGCUGACGGAGAUCCACGAGUACGCGCAGAAGGACGUGGUCAUCAUGCUGCUGGGCAAUAAGGCUGACGUGAGCAGCGAGCGGGCCGUGAGGACGGAGGACGGAGCCUCGCUGGCCAGGGAGUACGGGGUGCCCUUCAUGGAGACAAGCGCCAAGACGGGGAUGAACGUGGAGCUGGCCUUCCUCGCCAUCGCCAAGGAGCUGAAGCAGCGAGCGCUGCAGCCGCCGGACGAGCCCCGCUUCCAGAUCCACGACUACAUCGAGGCGCAGCAGAAGAAAUCCAGCUGCUGCGCCUUCGCCUGA
Cygnus atratus (black swan) is the source of this 633-nucleotide messenger RNA. It is a transcript of the gene RAB37, whose product is annotated as RAB37, member RAS oncogene family. Bases 1 to 633 code for a protein of 210 amino acids. Gene Ontology annotation, cellular component: endosome; Golgi apparatus. NCBI's taxonomy places the organism in Eukaryota, Metazoa, Chordata, Aves, Anseriformes, Anatidae. Gene Ontology annotation, molecular function: GTPase activity; GTP binding. The record is from RefSeq and is a predicted model, not a curated record. The transcript has 9 exons.